Mobula hypostoma (lesser devil ray) is the source of this 2183-nucleotide messenger RNA. It is a transcript of the gene c1h8orf34, whose product is annotated as chromosome 1 C8orf34 homolog. The coding region runs from base 237 to 2057 and encodes 606 amino acids. The record is from RefSeq and is a predicted model, not a curated record. Lineage: Eukaryota; Metazoa; Chordata; Chondrichthyes; Myliobatiformes; Myliobatidae. The transcript has 14 exons.
GCCUGGGUGCCAGUGCAGCUCCCUCCGGCUUCCACAACUUCAGCACGGCGAUGCUAUCAGAAAAAGUGCAUUAUCGGCAAGUUACACGCGGGAAACACUAGACUUUUCAUUUUUAUUUAUUUUUUUUAAAGAAGUUGCCGAUCUCAAUUAUUUUCAAACAAUUUUGAAUGUUGUAACAUCAACAAAACAAUUUCCCAUCUCGGUGUUUGUUGCUCGAAGACAGGAGGAUAUUCUUGAUGGCGUCUCAGCAGUCUAGAAUUCAAUCCUACCUGGAAAAGAACAGGAUUGGCCCCCUGUUUGAGGAAAUGAUGACAAAACUAAUAACGGAGACACCCGACAAGCCAAUUCCAUUUUUAAUAAGCCACCUGCAAAAUAAACAAGGAAGUCCCAACCAGCUCCAAAGAAGAUUUUCAGGCUCAGCUGCACUCUGGGCUGAAACUGGUAAAAAAGGGAUGCAGCGAGAUUGUAGAGGUUAUGAAAAACCAUGGCUUACAAAUGCUAAAAAGCCAAAAAAGUCGAAAAGUGACCUUGUAAUGUCCAACAUAUCACCAUCACCAGAAUCAAAAUCCUUACCAAGGUCAAUGGAACAUGCGGCUUGGGAUUGGCAAAGAAAACCGGAAAGCCACAACUUUGAUGAACUGAAUCACAUCCUUCAGGAAAGCAAGAAGCUGGGCAAAGCCUUGGAAAACCUCUCACGCAGUAUUGGUGCUCCGGAUGAAUUUGAUCAGGAUCUACGGGCUUAUAAUUCGUCCCUUGUCAGACCUCGAGUGGUUGGAGAAUGGGUUGGUCGUGAGGAAACCGAUGCUGAUCCUUUAGCUGCAGAGAUGCUCCAGCCUCCCAUACCUAGAAUUAAGGAUGAAACUGAAGAGGCCCACAGCCCUGGAAGCGUGAAAUUGGAGCAGAAGAGUAAAGGCUUGAGACAACAGCAGCAGCAGCACAAGAAGCUUUUAGCUGCAAUGCUGUCCCAGGAUUCCUUCGACUCUGUGCGUAGUGCAGCACCAUCCAUGACUGAGGAAGACAUCGAGGCUGAGGAUGAUGCUAUGGAAUUACUGGAGGACCUGGAUGAUUUGAGGAUGGAGGGCAUUACUGAUCACGUGCCGUCUGGUAACAGGUUUAGCCAAGGUCGAAGCCUAUACUCUGCAGAGCCUCAAGCCAAAGUUACACUCAACAUCUGCUCGAGGUGUGCCAGAUUCCAGGGAGAUAGUUUAAUGGAAGAAUCUGAUGAUGGAACACAGAUGUCGCAUUCCCCUGAACAAGCAGUCCCUAACCCCUGUACAGCUUCUCCAUUGCUGGGGGUGGAAAGAGUGAUGCAAGAUGAAGAAGAAUUUGAGAGUGCUUCUCAAGUGUCAGGGACUCGCCAACCAUUCUGGGAAUCCUGUAUGUUGUCAAACCAAAGUGGAGCUUCCUUGAAUCAAAAGCAGUCAAAAGAUUUCUCAGCCUCAAAGAAACUGUUAGCAGUGGAGAAGCAGCUCAAUGAACUUGACAAGGAUCUUGCUGCAAAAGCACUAACAAUUGAAUCUGAAAUGCAACGGAGUUCCAGUAUUCAAAGUAGAAUAAGUAUGUCAAAUUACCAUGGAAGUCUGUCGCAAACAUUAUUGGGCCAAAGUUCUAGACCUCAAAUACCAUCAGGUCCUAUUGGGAAAGAUUUUCCACUGAUCCAAGGAAGCAAACUAUUGCAGAGUUCCAGUAACCAAAGCAGCAGGCCAGAGACUCCAAAUGGCCAGCAUACCAGAUCUCGAACAUCAUCAGCACAAGCAAGCAGGCCUGCAACGCUGAACAGUCAAUUAUUUCAAAGUCCGCUUUCUAGCCAACCAGUGACUAAAGAAGAAGCAUUCAGUAAUCCAAAGAACAAACUGACAACAUUUACAACUCAAGCUGGGAGAUCCCUUGGUUCUCCAAUUAGUCAGGCUGGAGUUACAGCUGGGAAUAUUUCACAAAGGAGCUAUUUUUCAGAGGAUGAAUCUUUUCCACAGUCGUUAGCUACUCGCCAACCAUGGACUUUACCCAGUAAUACAGAUAAUGAAGGUGCGGAUCCUGGUCAGGACAAGUGUUUAUGACCUGACAAAGUGAUUUCCAGAGAGAUUUAUAACAUGUUACUCAGUAGAAGACAAAUGAAAAGCUUGAAUAUCUUCUGUGCAUUGAAGUAAAACUACACAAUUUUUAUAUUUUUAUAAGGACAACCA